AGUCUCUCGCUCUCUCUCUUUCUCUCUCUAAUGCCUCUUUUAUUUGAACUGAGGGGCACUGCACUGUAGUUUUAGACCUCUUCACAGCUGUGUACCAACCGAGUCAUUCAAAGGCCUACAGGACACAAAGAAGCAGGUCAUCAGAGAUAUGAAGUUUCUGCCAAUACUAAGACCAGCAGCUGGUUUGACAUCAUGCAGACCAAGCAGACAUAUUUCCCAUCUGCUGUGCUUGGUGGCUUAUCUGAGUUGUGUGACGUCGCUCAACAUUCCCCCGAUGACGCCAAACCUGCGCUCCGCUUUCUCUGCCACCCGCAGCAGCAGCGUUCUGGGUGCCAGUCAGCGAGCUGUGACCUUUGACCGCCUCUUGCUUAACAUUGGCGAAGACUUCAACCCUGACACAGGCACCUUCCGAUGCCGCCUGCCUGGCGCCUAUUACUUCGCCUUUACAGUAGGAAAGUUCCCAAAGAAGAUACUGUCAGUCAUGCUGGUGAAGAAUGGGCUGGAGGUGCAGGCCAUGGCGUAUGAUGGAUACCGAAACCACGGACGGAAGAUGCAAAGCCAGAACAUAAUGAUCAGCCUGAAGCCGAUGGAUACAGUUUAUCUUCUUCUGCAGGAAAAUCAAGAUUAUGCUAUUUACAGUAACAUCGGACCAUACAUCACCUUUAGCGGUUAUCUUGUCUACCCAGACUCCACAUCAUCUGUCGGAUAUCUCAAUAACCACCUGUCUCCUCCAGACCUUCAUCUUCCAGGCUGUCCUCCUUUUACUGAUACCCAGUAUGAUUGGAAAAGACGAAGAAGGAUUGGCGAGGAACCGCGUUCUGCAUUUUCAGUUGCAAGAACCACAUCAGUACUGGGAGAAAGCAAAGGCCGUCGUGAAAGAGAAGCUCUUACGUUUGAUGUUGAGUAUGUUAACAUAGGCGGGCAUUUCAACAAAACAUCUGGACAUUUCACCUGCUAUUUCCCUGGUGCUUAUUACUUUGCGUUCACUGUUGGGAAACACCCUCGUCGGGCGGUUUCGGUGAAGCUCAUGACAGGCAGAGGCGAGGUUCGGGCCAUGGUGUUUGAUGAGGAUUUGUCGAGACGAAGAGAGAUGCAGAGUCAGAGUCUGAUGUUGUCAUUGAAAAGAGGAGACAGCGUUUGGCUGUACAGUCAGCAGGAUGACGGAUUCGCCGUUUACAGCAAUCAAGGACGUUACACAACCUUCUCUGGGUUUCUGGUCUAUCCUGAUUUCCACCAAUAUAUGGGCAUGGACAGAACUUUCCCCUGAGAACCACUGAGAAGUCAGCCGCAGUACUGAAUAAUUCAUAGACAUAGCUGUACUUUUAACCUUCUGUUUUUGUACUAAAUCUGUUUCGCCAGUUUUCGUGACAUGGUGCUAAUACACAUGAUGUAAAUACUGUAUAAUAUAAAAGAUACCAAAUAACUUUCAUUAAUGACUUGGUCCCACUUUAUAUUAAGUGGCCUUAACUAAUACGUACUUACACAGGAAUUAAUAGUUUGUUACAAUGUACUUAUUGUGUAAAUACAUGUAUUUACUGUGUACUUAUGCAUGAAUAAUACCUGUAUGUAACUACACCUGUAAUUAUCUUCUGUAAUUACAUUUGUAAAUACACUGCUGACCAUCCCUUACACCUUAACCAACCCUUAAACCUACCCAUACCACCAAACCUGUUCAUAACCCAACCCUCUAUCCCAACUUAAGAGCACCACAAGUGUACUCAAAUACAUUUUGAACGCAGUAAGUAGAUUGUAUUUAUUUUUUGAUACAAGUACAUAGUAGUUAAGGACACUUAAUAUAAAGUGGGACCAAUGACUUUAACAAACACUAUCGUCCCACAAAGCAAAUGGACUUGGAGCAAAUGUGGCCUCAUUAUGGCACUGCUGUUAGAAUGUUGCUGGCAAUGGCAUGCACAAUGUCAGCUGAAUGUGGGCCAUGCAUGGCAAUGAUGGCACUGCAUGCAUGACGGCAAACUACAUUUGGGCCAGUUUUGGAUGGGAGGUGUGUGGCCCAGAUCAGUGUAGCAAUUGUUCACAUUGUUUAGGUAACGUUAGGCUGGGUUAUGGCUCAGUUUUUGGGGUUUCUGGUUAAAUGGUGGUGUUGAUAUGGUUAACUUAUAGCUGAUUAUCAGUACCAAUAAUAAACCUGUUUUGGCCCAGUUCAGGGUAAUAAACUGAUUGAGAUUCAGGCUGGUUAUGGCCCAUGUGUGGUCCUUGUCUUUAACCAGUUAUGGGCCACUUCGGGACCAUCAUUAUUUGCGGUACUUGGGCUGAAGAAAAAGUUAUUGUGUGGCCCGGUGCUGGACCAGAAAACAUUUGCUAUGUGGGGUGUUAAGUGUAUAUGGUUAGCAGAUCAGACUGAAUGUGCUCAUAUUUGACUGUAAAUUAACUACUGGUCUUACUUAUAAAUGAAAGAUUUUAUGAAUGUUUAUCAAGCUGUAUUUGUGUGACUGAUUUUAGUGUACUAUCAUGUAUACUGAGUUUCACAAGUAGUAUUUAACACAUAUUAUAAAAUGCCCUGGGUCUUCCUUUUCCUUGUUAUUUUUUUUUCGCAUUAAACUCAUUUAAAUAAAGUUGAACUUAAUUUCUAUUGUUGUCUGGUUUUGCCUAUAUAUCGUGAGAAUCAACAGUGGUCAAGUGUCUUUGUUUAAUUAAUAACUCCAAAAAAUUAAAUAUAUAAUUCAUAGGGUGACACUGUGACUGAGUGGUUUGCACUGUCGCCUCAGAGCAAAAAGGUCACUGGCUCGAGC
Molecule: messenger RNA, 2747 nt
Organism: Danio rerio (zebrafish)
Lineage: Eukaryota; Metazoa; Chordata; Actinopteri; Cypriniformes; Danionidae
Source: RefSeq, a predicted model, not a curated record